Lepus europaeus (European hare) is the source of this 1575-nucleotide messenger RNA. RefSeq names its product fibroblast growth factor 2 (gene FGF2). Gene Ontology annotation, cellular component: cytoplasm. Gene Ontology annotation, biological process: positive regulation of cell population proliferation; regulation of cell migration; positive regulation of protein phosphorylation. Gene Ontology annotation, molecular function: growth factor activity; fibroblast growth factor receptor binding. NCBI's taxonomy places the organism in Eukaryota, Metazoa, Chordata, Mammalia, Lagomorpha, Leporidae. The record is from RefSeq and is a predicted model, not a curated record.
AUGGGGGAUUUUGCUAAUCAUCUGCAGUACCUAAUAGCGUCUACUGAAAAUUACCAAAAUGUCAUUCACUUCAAUUUUGUACUGUGGGACUCUCAGGAAACGACUCUCCUUCCAAGAAACGCUAACAGUUUAGCCAGGGUCGGUGCCAACCUAAGGCUUGGACGUGGUGCGAGAUUUUCAAAACCCACUUCUGACGCGGAACCCUCCCGGCUUCCGACCCUUUCUCCUUCUUUGGGGUGGAAACAGUGUCUCCGCUUUGCAACGCGCGCACGGAAAAAGAAUGGGGGAGCAUGUUGCACUUUAACUUUUUUAAAAGUUGAGUCACGGCUGGUUGCACAGAGAAAGCUCCGCAGUGCAGAGGAAGCCGGGACGCGGUUGGGGCGGGGGCGACUUCUGGGGACCGCGAGGCCCGAGCCGCCGCCCCCGGCGCGUGCCCCGCACCCCUGCGGGCCCGCUGAGGCGCCGGGCUCCCGGGCCGGCCCAGAAAACGCCGAGCGAGUAGGGGGCGGCGCGCAGGGAGGGGGCAGGGCCGCGGGCGCGGGGUUUGGCGGGUGGGGAGAGGUAGAAGAUGUGACGCCGCGGCACAGCUGCCAGAGCAGCGGACGCGGUGCCUGUGCCUCAAGCCGGCUCUGGGGCGCCGCAGCUGGGCGGGCGCCUCUCCCGAGAGCGGCGGCCCGCGGAGACAGGCGCCCCGACCCCGGCUCCCCGGCCGCGCGCUGGGGCCGGCCUAGAGGGGAGCAGCCGGGCUGCACGAGGCUGGGGGCCCGUGGGCGCGGCCGCGCGCCGCCGGGCGGGAGGCUGGGGGGCCGGGGCCGGGGCCGUGCCCCGGAGCGGGUCGGAGGCCGGGGCCGGGCUCGCGGGGCGGCAUCUCCCCGGGCGGCUCCCGCGCCCCCAGCUCCCCGGCAGGGCUCCGGAGGGGCCAUGGCAGCCGGGAGCAUCACCACGCUGCCCGCCCUGCCGGAGGAUGGAGGCAGCGGCGCCUUCCCGCCCGGCCACUUCAAGGACCCCAAGCGGCUGUACUGCAAAAACGGGGGCUUCUUCCUGCGUAUCCACCCCGACGGCCGCGUGGACGGGGUCCGGGAGAAGAGCGACCCGCACAUCAAAUUACAACUUCAAGCAGAAGAGAGAGGAGUUGUAUCCAUCAAAGGUGUGUGUGCAAACCGUUACCUUGCUAUGAAGGAAGAUGGAAGACUGCUGGCUUCUAAAUGUGUUACAGACGAGUGCUUCUUUUUUGAACGACUGGAGUCUAAUAACUACAAUACUUACCGGUCAAGGAAAUAUUCCAGCUGGUAUGUGGCACUGAAACGAACUGGACAGUAUAAACUUGGAUCCAAAACAGGACCUGGGCAGAAGGCUAUACUUUUUCUUCCAAUGUCUGCUAAGAGCUGAUUUUAAUGGCACCAUCUAAUCUCAUUUCACAUGAAGAAAGAGAAACAUAAAUUUGUUAAUGAGAGGAAAACAAAUGUCUACAGCUCAGCUUUUUUAAAUGGCCAGGAAACUUUUUAUCUAAUAGUAAAUGUUUAGGAAUUGUUUUCUUUACUGAGGCAAUGGUUAGAGAAUGUAUAGACUUCCACC